Molecule: messenger RNA, 9236 nt
Organism: Biomphalaria glabrata
Lineage: Eukaryota; Metazoa; Mollusca; Gastropoda; Planorbidae
Exons: 46
Coding region: 61-6549 (2162 amino acids)
Biological process (GO): detection of mechanical stimulus
Cellular component (GO): membrane
Molecular function (GO): calcium channel activity; protein binding
Source: RefSeq, a predicted model, not a curated record
UGAAAUAAUGUAUUUACAUUUUAUUUGAUGUUAUUCACUAUAGAUUACUUUGUUUAGCGAAUGUACAAAAAUAGAUGUAGAUUUGUUUCGAAGAUGACUUGGAAGCUCUUUGCCGCUUUCAGCUUUUGCUUAUGUAAUUAUCAGUGUCGGUGUUCCGAGCAAGAUACUCCUGAAGAAAUUUUUAAGCUCGAAGUAGAACAACAAAGGGUGAAACCUGGUGAAGCAAUCAAUUUUAGUGUCGUGUACACCCGGUUGUUCUUAGAGAAUGACUUUCUUAUUACAGUUUACCAAUUUGGUGCUGUUAUCGAGCAAUGUAUAUCUCCUGCUGUAUAUCACAGGGCAGGGUCUGAGGAGUUAUCAUUAAGCGCUAGAUAUUCCCGUGAUUUUGAGAUCGUUUUUGCACGAGUUGGUAUUUACAAGGUUGUGGCAUCCAUUGAGUGGACAAUGUUCAACUCCAGCAUCGUUAUGAUUGUUAUCUUACCACAGGAGAUAGAAAGGUACUUUGCCAAAUGUAAAGGGAUCCUCUUCACUGCUAAUGGCUUUGCGUUAUCGCAUUACUUAAACGGCAUCAAUAGACAAGUUGACUUCAGUGAAUGGUUAGAGCUCAAAAGUCUGUUGACGUCUUCAGCCUGUUGGAAUGUAACUAACUCUAAUGUCGUUUGGCACAUAGAAAAACAUGGACAGAAGAUCUAUUCGGACAGAAGUGAUCCUUUUUGGUGUCCACAUUCUAGUCAUAUUGGACAGGUUAACUUGACAACGUAUAUGAUCAAUCAUGCAUCUACUUUUGUGCCAUUGCCUCCUAUGAGCUCACCAGAAAUAACUCUUCAACCAUACAGCCUUCCUCCAGGCUUGUUUAGAAUCUGCCUCCAUAUAAUUCUAACUUACUCCAACUUUAAGCAUUGUGGUUUUCUGUUAAGGCAAGCAACUCAUGAAGAUGUCACAGAUAUGAUUUUAACAUCUUUUUGGCCCAGAGAGUAUUCUUUCUUCUGGCCUAAUAAUAAUGAUUUGAAACUGGAUGCCUCUGAAACCUUUUUCUACUAUCAACAUCCAGAUUCGGGUAACAUUGGCGACAUAGGGCUGAGAGCUAAGUGGGUUUGUGGUUCCUUGCACAUUUGUUAUUCAAUAGCUAAGAACCUGAACUCUUCCUUCCAUGAAGUCUCAUACAACUCAAAAAGCAUUGAUCUCCCUUUCUCAGGAUUUGCUCUUCAAUUGUUAUCUUCUUGGGUUAAAGACUUUGAAGAUCAAAUAAAUGUGACUCUCAUCAUCUCUGUUGUUGAUCCUAUCACCAAUUUAACUGGCGUGAAAGUGAAGCGUUGGAUAGUCAUUUUCACAGAUUCGUCAGUACAAUAUUACAUUCCCUUCUUCAGAAUAAGACGACUCUCGAACCAAUGGAGAAUAAUUACACCCACAAGAUCACUGCUCUUAGCCAUUGCAUGUGUUAUGUGUGAGCAUUUAGAGAGGGACUACCUCAACUUUACAUGGGCUAUCAUUAAGAUAAAUUCGUCUAGUGAGAAUGGUAAUUGGUCCCUACAAGACCUCAAUUACAUAAAGUAUCAAUCAUUCUACUAUGGUAUAAACCUUCUGGGGUUGAGAAUGUCAAAAUUCAGAGUAAUAUGUUUCUUAACAUAUAUCAAUGAAGAGGAAGAUGUGAAGUUGUGGUCAUAUUCUAUACGGACAUUUAGGAUCUCAGACAUACCUCAAACAGAACCUAUCAUCAUUCAACCUAGUGUUGGUUUCUACAAACAACAUAGAUAUGAAACGAUUCGACAUCUCUACUUUAGAAUCAACACAUCUAGUGUAUUAAAAGCAUCUCCAUCUUCAUACCCAUUAUUUUUUAAUACUUUCAAUUUCAGAGAGACCUCGGAUCUCCUCACCAGCUCAGUGGAAACAGUUUUUAACAUUCAUUUAGCUGCAAAUGAAUUGCCAGGUCUAAUCAUUGGGGGUGCAUUUGGUGGUUUUGCUUACUUGCAGAAGUAUAUGUUUAUUACAAAGAACAUAAUAUUCUAUUACAAUACCACCAAAGUAAUGUCAGAAAUUGAAGACAUUGUUGAAAGAUUUGCUUCAACAGACGAUUACAGAUUACUACGGCCUCUGUUUUCCAUAGCAUCAACUGUGCAAAAUGAGUAUCCUGAAAAGAUUCAGUCGAUGACUGCUAGAAUAUUAGCACAUUUUCUAGACUUGGAUCACAGCAACAUAGUGCUGGCUGAGUAUCGAUCUAUGCUGCAUCGUUUGUCAGACAUUGUCAGAAACUUUCAGAAUGCAGAUAUGCAACUAAUAUAUCUGUUGUUAAAAGUUAUAAUGCUGAUUUUUGAUCUGAACAAAACUUACUACUGUGAAUAUUAUGAUCUACAGAGUCUCAGCGUCUAUGUUAUUAUUUUGGAAAAAGCUGCUGUAGUAAUUGAACAAUAUCUAAUGACGAUUAGUAACCGUACAAGUCCUACUGAACUUAGGAUGAAAAUUUACACAAUGCCAUUUGAUGUGACAGUCCUCGAAUCAUAUAGUCUUAUGAUAAAAAAUUUAAAAUAUAUCUCGAAUGUCUUGUCAAUAAGUUUAACCAAGCCUUAUCCAGUCAAAGCCAGCUUGAAUUCUGAAAUAUUUUAUUUGCAAGCCUUCUGGGUGGACAGUUCUGCUUAUGAACAGGUCGAGUUACUGCUGAACAAUACAGACGUCCAUGUCUAUAUUGACGUGCGGAAGGAAAUGUUUCAUCCACUGACUAUAGACACGAAUGUGCAUCUAUCAGGAUUUAGACAUGACCGCUACCUUCCAGCUGCCUACUAUGGAGUGCCUCUUAACGCCCCAGAGGUGUAUAUUAACAUUGAUCAAAAGGGAUUUAACCCAUACCCUUUGAAAACACAGAACGAAGAUAUGUUCAACAUCUUUUUUGAUUUUGGAGACAAUGAAGCUGAAAUAUCAAAACCACCACCUUCAGAGCAUGUGCUUAAAUAUGUUAUAGAUGAAAAACUAAACAUUAAAGACAGCGAUUGCUUAAUUAUUCAGUUCCCAACUUCCACUAUGAGAGACACUCUGGUAAAGAUUUGGUCAAGUUCUAAGUACAACCUGAUUGUUAGAAGAAUCAAAAGUAGUUUUGAAACAGACAUACAGGAUAUUUUUGAUGUCGUUCCAGAGACUCUCCCAGUCUCAUUUUUUCCAUCCUAUGGGAAUAUCAAUGCCGACUUGCGAAGUAUCAUCUUACCUAAACUGUCAACACAUGAGAUCAUAUCCAAGAAGGCAUCAUCAUGGUACAUAAUGAUCCAUCUUCAGAUCGGUAUGACCUAUCGAGGUAAGAUGCCUUUCUUUAACAACACCAAUGAGAAGAUCUUCAUAACUUGCCAGCAGCUGGCCUGUGUGAAGUUAAUGGAGAUCGGUGGGACCUGGACACAUGAGGAUUGUCACGCAACACAUUUUUCAUUGGGCACUCCCUAUAGACUGAACUGUAUUUGUGCGUCUGGUAACAUAUUUACUGGUGGAGUCAAUACUUGUGGCCAUAAAAUGCCACGGCUGCAGUUCCAAGUGGAUAGAUUUACUCUGAUCACUUCCAAAAGUACUUUAAUCCAAGUUUUUUUUGUCUUGGUCUUAGUCUGCUUUAUAAGUCUUGCCAUUAUUUGUAGAACCAGAAAGUUGGAUAGGCUGGAACGAAGUCUGGGCAAUGUCCACUCAAGCUUCGAACUUUGCAACCCUUAUCACAAGUACCAGUAUCUAGUGUGUGUAGUCACUGGGUGGCUGAGUGGAUCUUUCAAAACUAAUCCUGUCCUAGUGAUUGUUGGCUCUAACAACAUUAGUCAAAAGUAUUACCUGAUUCUUGAAGAUUCUUAUUAUAAAGCAGGCUCAGAGGUCUGGUUUCUAAUCAGCAGUCCCAUUUACCUUGGGAAUUUACAGUUUGCUAUUAUUGGGGUUGAGUCUGGGGUAAUAGGUAAACAUACUUGGUACUUAUCCAUGUUGUUUCUGAAAGAUCUGUCAACAGAGCAGGACUGGUAUUGCUCGAUCAACUGUUGGCUACACCAUUCUUACGUUGUCAAGCCUUUUAAUACUUUUGCCAGUCAAGGGAAAACACGUUUCUUCUUGGAAAAGUUUCUGAGAUUUCUGACCACACUGCAUGUAUUUAUGGGAAUAGUUUACAAUGUCCCAGGCAGCAAAUUUAAUAAGACCCAACACGCUCUAAGCUGCUUUGUAACUGUACUCCUGACCAUGGCUAUGACAACACGACAGCAACAAGAAAAGGAUGCAAACUAUGCUGACUGGAUCUUUUAUGCAAGUUUUGGUAUAGCCAGUAUAUAUUCAGUGAUAGUCAACAUUUUCCUCAGUUUAGCUCGCCCCAGCUACAAUGACAGAAACAGACUCCAGUGGCCAUGCACGAUUAAACAUGAAGAACUGUCUUACUUUGAAGUAACUAAAGAAAAAUGUUUGACUAGCAAAGCCAGAAAGGUACCUCUUUACAAACCUGAAGAGCGUGAGGUGUUAUCUCACAAUGUUGAGUUUGACACUAAUGUAGACCCCUGUGAAUGGAAUAUCUCCCUGAGUACAUUUUUAUUCAACGCAAAGAUUAACAAAGAAAGGUUGUCCGUGCCAUCCUCCUUGGAAUUCUUACAAGCACAUGGGCGAAGCCGUCGUGUCAGGGAUUCGACUUUGCAUAUGGCUGAAAUAGCUCCAUUCCUGGACAGAAUCAAGUCAGGGCUUACCCAUUCAUUAUUGUCAAAAAUUGCGCUGUUGCUGACUCUACCGACAUAUUUCAUUAAUUCGGUGCUGAUUUUGACAGCCAUCAGCCUGUUGUAUAUGAUUGUCAGGAACGCAUUUAUGCUGAAGCAAUCGCUUGAUGAUGAUUACUACACUAACCUUGGCGCCUCCUUGGUGAUGACAGCCUUUUUAAUUCAGCCAGCUAUCAUCUUUCUCAUAGCCUUACUUUUGUCGGAAAGGUGGCAGGAUUUCCGGCACGAAGCCGAAAGUAGAGUCAGAGACAACUGUAAGGCUUUUGCAAUGAGAGUAAAGAUGUUGGCAUUAAGGAAAGUUCAACUCUCCAAAUCUUGGAAGCAACAACCUGUCCAGUACAAUGAUAAGUACAUUGAUUUCAUCAGAGCAAAAUGUAUGCAAAUUUCUGUUUCCACAGCAGGAAAAAUAUCAAGUUCGACAACUGCAGCCGCGUCCUUCACCGUAUCAACCAAAAAGUAUCGAAUGUUUAUUGCUAUUCUCCUGAUGAUUGUCAUCAUGAAUUUACGAAGUAGUCACACCCGUUCUAGUUUCCUGCAGUCCUCGCUAUUUAAGACCAUACUGGACUAUCGUAAUACUGAAGAACAGAUGGUGUUAAUUGAUAAUAUUUGGGAGGAAUUGUUGACCUCUUCUUACUUUGGCUUUCGUAACCAACUAGCUAAUAUUAACACAACUGCCACUCUUUUCUCCGUGAGCACUGUCAAUGUCAUGCAGGUCCGAAUAUACCCGCCUGAUGUGUCUCACAUGCCACAUGAAAUCAUUCCUAAUGUUAAUGAAACUCUCAAGAACUUUAAAUAUGAGGACAGGAAUUUUGCCUACACCUGGAAGAAGGUUACAUUGAGAGAUAUUGGCAGUGGGGCCUACACCUAUGUCCCAGAUGAAUCAAUGGUGUCAGCAUUUGAUGGUGGUUAUGAGUUUGUCUACACAUUAAAAGAUCAGAGGCCAUCUUUCUUACUUGAUCUUAAGUCCAGAAAUUGGCUUGACGAGUAUACUAUAUAUGUCGUGAUUGGCACAGUGUUCUACAAUGCAGACACAAAAAUGAUUACUUUUGUCCAAACUCAAUUUGAGAAGAUUGAAGUUGGUAUGUUUUUAAAGUCUCACAAUGUGGCCACUCUACUCAUGUUUGAUACUCCGUACGCCAACCUGCAGCUGCUAACUUGCAAGAUUUUGUUUGGCAUUGAAGCAGUUAUUGAAAUCUACGUAAAAGUUAAACAUAUAUCAUGUUUGGGGUUCAGAAGCAUGAAAAAAUGGGACAUAUUAAUGGGCUUUGUGGAGCCCAUUGUAUACAUAACAACAAGUGUGUUUUUGGCUUUAGAACAAACAGCUUAUUCAAAUUUAAUUAAGAGCUUUAAAACAAGUAUGACAUACAAAUUCACCAACCAUGUGAACUUCCAUAACUUCUACAGUACUUCACAAAUAACAUUGCUCCUUCUUUGUGGUCUAGCAGUCAUCAACUUUAUUCAUGCCUUUCAAUAUGUCAACAACCGUCUUCUCCAGAUAUUUGUGACCAUGUUGCCUGAUAUAUAUACAGUUUUCUUUCCCACUGGGUGUGCUAUCAUUCUUGUGGGUAUUUUGGGCCAUCUGCUGUACAUGUAUGUAUUGGAGUACCACACUUUAUGGGCAGCUAUAACCACUGCUUUUUCUUUUAUGUAUGCUGCUAUGACCAACUCCUGGAAGAUCAUGAGAAAAGAAAACAUAAAUUUGUAUGUCAUGGUCUUCAGUUUCUUGCUCAAUUAUAUUAUCCUCAAUCACUUUGUGGCAGUUAUCAAUGUGCUGUACAACCAAGUAAAGCUUGAACAACCAAGAAAGACAGAGAAGCAACCCAAACGUUUACAUUUCUCCUCUUGACAGCCAAACAGGGUGAAGUAAUCUAUGUUUUGAUUUAUUUGAAGAACUAUAACAUCAAUCAAUUCAUGGAACUUGUCACCAUGCUGGUUUAUAAUUGGUAUAGGAAGGGCUGCCACAGCAAUCACCAGCUCAUUAGGAGCUGCUUAGUCAUUUAUUGACAGCAUGUCGGUAAACUCAGUGAAACAGGCAACACCAUUUCCUAAAUUGUAUUCAACUACAACUCUCAAGGAUAUAGAUAGUGAGGAUAUUCCGAAACUUCACAACCUCUUUAUGAUAUGCAUUCAAAUUUUAUGCAUUAUUCAUGUAUGUUGGCAACAGCACAGAGGAUCGACUAGUCCUAUAUCAAAAACUUUUAACAAACAUGAACAUUUCUUGUGAACAUGUAAUAACCAUUUAAACAUAUAUAAUGAAUUGCGCAUUCUAGAAUUUUUGCUGUGUUCUCUUGAGACUGUUUAGAUGAAAUACUACUUUCUUGAAGGUAAAAUUCUAUUCAGGUGUAAAACUCAAUAAAUUUGUGGUUAAUUUAAUUGAAACUGUAAAAGAAUUGUAUGCACAGAAACACCAAAAACUCAAUAUUGAACUCUGUAAUAGCCUCAUUUUGUUUUAGAUUGCUGAUGGAGGUCCAUCAAAAUAAUUUAAAACAUUGUUGUUCUAAGUUAAAAAUAGAUUUCUGGCAUUGCUUUUUAAAUAAACAUUUACAUUUUUUUAUCUUAUAUUAUAAAUUACAGCUAUUCCUUCAAAGAAGAUAAUUACAUCCUACAGACAUUUGUGUUUUAUUAUAGUUGUGCAUGUUAAUUAGAAACUAAACUCUACUAAGUCAUUUGUUGUCAUGACUUGUUUAAAUAACCAUUUUAAUUGGUAAACAGGUAUUAUAAAAAGAUAUUGCAUUAAAAAGCUUUGUUUAUUAUUGCACAUAAGCAAGCACUAAUGUCCACACAUUUCGUAUUCUGUUAAAAAAAAAGUACUAUUACAGUUUAGGAUAAAAAAAUAGUAAUUUUCCCAACAGAAAGCAAUACCUUUAUCAUUUUGGACAAAUGCUUUUCACUUAAUGCCUAUUGGCUCUACUCAAUAUUAAGUGUGUAAUAUUGUGAUUGAUCCUUUUUCUUUCCUUGUAAAUGUUUUCUGUGUUUUGGAUGCCUCUUCAGAGUUUACUUUCUAAUCCGAAACUCCUGCAAGACAACGGGGGAUGGCAGUGGACAGGGUAUGCACCUGGGACGCAUACUGCACAACCAGGCAGCCAUCCUUUAUGUCCAAAGUCAUGCUUCCAGAGUCACAACAUAAUUUCACAAGAGCAAAUAUUCUCACUGGUGACCAAUUAUUAUGGGAUAAUUGUAAAGAAAAUACUACAUUCUAUAAUUCUGUAACAACAUUAAAGAAGGGAAAAUAAAUAGAUCAAUUUUUGUUUCUUCAGAAUGUUAUUCUAUUUUUGUUCUGUAAAUGUAUUUUUUUUUUUCAUAUGUAUUUUAUUUAUUUUGUUUUCAUUUUAUUUUGUAAAAUAUUUUAAACAAAUUUUGAUAUUAUGGAUUUAAUUCCUAUAGAACUAUAAAUAAAAUAAAGUACCAGCUCAAGAGAUGCCAGACAGAUAUGUUGAUUAAUGAAGAUGAUUUAGAUACAACAAAAUUUAUUCCUGAGACUAAGUUAAUGGCAGUGAAUAGGCAAAUUGUUGUAAAGUAUUUGUAGGUGGGCUGCUCAAUCGUUCAAAUAAAAGACUUCUUAAAUGGAUGUAAUUAUAACUUAUGUAAAUUAAAUGUGGGGGGCGUGGUGGCUAAGUGGUUAACUUGGCUUCUGAAUCUGGGGUCCUGGGUUCCAAUCUCUGAAGACUGGAAUUUUGAAUUUUCAGGUUUUUUAGGGUACCCCGAGUCCACAGAAGUCUCAAAGGUACCUGACUUCAGUUGGGGAAAGUAAAAGGGUUUGGUCAUUGUGCUGGACACAUGACACCCUGCUCGUUAAACGUUGGCCAAAGAAAAAGAUGACCUUAACAUCAUCUGCCCUUCAUCUGAAAAGGGAACUUUACUUUUUACUUUGAUUUAAAUGUAGUUGUGUCUUACUACAAAUGAUGAGUAGGGGCCCCUCAUUUCACUGUGAAAUGGAUCUACAUUGUGUUGUGUGUGUAAUAUAAAUUUUUGUGUGUAUUAUACACACGAGUAUAUCUCUGCUCUACGCUGAAGCAUAUGUUGCGCACCAGAGCGCUGUUAUAGACGGGUGAUGAACAGAGGGUAGAAACAAAAUGGCUGACAGCUGAUUCCGGCUAAGUAGUUAGAGAAACAGAACUAGAGAUGAGUUAGAAGCGCCCGAGUUGUACAAGGGAUCAUUGCCAGUGUGGUCAGCAGAUGAGGCAAUGUAGGCUGUCUGGUCAGGAAGAAGUGAGAAAACUGUGGAAAGGGUCGUGCCUGUUAGUGGACUAGGCAUUCCUGGUAUUAUAGUAGGCUAUAUGUGGACUAUCGUUCCUGAGACAAUGAGAAGCUAGAGAGCAACACGUAGGCUACUGUGUUAGUGGCAAGAUAUAUAAUAUAGUGAACCCUGUAGGAACGUUAAGACAUAGGCGGCAACAGUGAUCCUUUUAUAUUAGUGGAAGACAGUGAACCCUGCAGACCAGAGCUAAAUGAAUAUAAACAUAUAUUAUAAUUAUUAUUGUUUAUUAGAAUCAUUUCUCGUCUGUUGUCAAGAAAAUAAACAUCUCAUCUUUU